Messenger RNA from Zeugodacus cucurbitae (melon fly), 4788 nucleotides. RefSeq lists its product as uncharacterized. NCBI's taxonomy places the organism in Eukaryota, Metazoa, Arthropoda, Insecta, Diptera, Tephritidae. The record is from RefSeq and is a predicted model, not a curated record. Gene Ontology annotation, biological process: retrograde transport, endosome to Golgi; phospholipid translocation. Gene Ontology annotation, cellular component: endosome; trans-Golgi network. The transcript has 9 exons.
UUGUGAAAAUACAUAAUUUAAAAAGCUUUUGUGUUGAAAUAAUUUAAUAGAAUUGUGUAUUGGGAAUAUAAUGGCAUAAAUAUGAUUUGUAUAUAUUAUAAAGUGGAAAAUUGUGCCGCGACAUAAACGACCAAAUAUAAACGCAACUGUGAAAUGCAUCUAUUAAGCAGGAGUGAAUACUGCACAAGUUAAGAAAAGCACGCUACCUCCGGCCAAUUGGCAGAACUUCCAUUAACUCCUUCAAGCAAUUUUAGCGAAUCAUACUAAAAGAAAACACUAAAAUUCCAAAACAACGUACUUCACAUAAACCAAAGCAACAUCAAACAUAUCCAUCCGAUUGCAAUUCUAAUAAAAUUUAAGUCGAAAAUAAAAAUAAAAUUAUUUACGCCAGUAAAGUUAUACUAUAACGCAAUAUAUACACACAUAAGUUUGUAACUUAAUAACAUAUUAUAUUAUAAAUUUCUAACUUUGCUACAAAACUAAAAAGUAUUAACCAUUCUGCGUAAAAAAAGUAGAAGUCCUACAAUUUUGGCACAAAGUAAACAUCUUUAAAAGCAUUUAAUAAAGAAAUCAUGGAUUGGGUUAUUCAUGACGAACUCGGCAUCACAGUCGGUCAUGUGGCGAGCGGAGCCGCAGCAUCUGCUAUGGUAAUCGGCGGUGUUAUACCAUACGUACCGCAAUAUUUGGAAAUAAAGAAAACUCAGGAUGCAGACGGAUUUUCACUUCACGUUUGCCUUGCGCUAUUGAUUGCAAAUUCCUUAAGGAUUUUUUUCUGGUUUUCCAAGCAAUAUGAGCUUCCGCUUCUUGUACAAAGUGUUGUGAUGAACAUUACUAUGUUCCUUAUGAUCCAUUUGUGCGUUAAAGUGAAACGAAUGAAUGCUUCCAAUAGGGAACUCACAUUCUCGGCUGACGAUCUGCGUCUACCAAAAGUAACGACCGACACCGAUACUGCCGGUUCAGUAUCCACAGAUGCCGGCGUUUUGAAACGUGCCCGCUCGAGACACUAUUUAAACGAUCUCGAUUAUAAAUAUUUUUGGAAUUGGAGCGAUUUUCAAUCGUAUCUCGAUUUUAUGCUCGUUGUUUGGGCAGUCGGCGCAGCUAUCACAUAUCUAAUGUUAUCUGUUACGUGGUUCAUGGAAGCGGUUGGCUUUUGCGCAGUCUUCACCGAGGCUAUGUUAGGAGCACCACAAUUUCUACGGAACUUUAAGAAUAAAUCAACUUACGGAAUGAGCAUCCAAAUGGUCAUCAUGUGGACGCUAGGUGAUAUGUUUAAGACUGGCUACUUUAUUGUUAGGGAAUCUCCAACACAAUUUUGGAUUUGUGGAACAUUACAGGUUAGCUUAGAUAUUGCAAUUCUUUUGCAAGUGUGGUUCUAUAGAAAGAACACGAAGGCGCGUGAUAUGCGCCGCGGAGAUUAGCAGUUUGCCCCCGAAGAACAACCACAACAAACACAAAACAAUCCACAUGAUAUUCACACUCAAACCAAUACCACGGACAACAACCAAUCUCUUGCUAUUUCGCCUACGAGUAGCGGAGAUGAUCAUCUGCUUACCGCAAAUGCAGAUAAUGAACAUUUCAACAACUAUGGAAAUACCGAAUAUAAAAAAUAUCAUGAUAACAGAGCCUUCCAAUAUCACCACAAUAACAAUACACUUUCGAAAAUAAAGGGGUUAUCCAAUGUCAUCCCAACUGACGAGAAUUACGCAUUAGACGCCGUAGUGAUUGUCAAAAACUCCAAUGGCAUAUUAAGAAACUCAUCAAGUCGUUCGAAAUCUGAUUUUCCAAUUGAUAACGUUGCGGCCACAGAAACUGAUGGCAGAGCACGUCGCAGAUGCCGGUGUCAACAUAGUGAUGUGGUGCGGCAGCGCCAUAAUGCCACACAAACACCAAGCUCCAUAGUGAACUGCAGCCAAUUGAUAAAUUGCCAUAGUCAUAGCGCAUCAAUUAAUUGUUGUGGAAACAGAAAAUCUACCGACUGUUGCAGCCUAAUUAGUGGUGAUUUAAAAUCCGGUGAAAUUACAUCGCACUGCCACAUCACACACCAUUGUCACCAUUAUUCUCCGGGCAGUGGUGGGGACGGAGAGAAGAGCAGCAAAAAGUCGUGUGGGUGUAAUAAACACAAAAAUAAUCGACAUCAUCAUUCACACCAUCAUAGGCACCGACAUCAUCAGUAUCGUCACUUACAAUCGGAACUUCAGCAACGGGAUAAACACGUCCGCCAACUUCCAGGUUAUACCAGUAAGUCUUCCUUUGACUCCAGCGAUGAUCUACAACAAUCUGGCCUUGGAAAUCAGCAAGAACGCUUGCACGACAUUGCAAUUGAAAUCGAUGCAGCCACAUUGACUGAAGACAACACAAGCACUGCCACCUCAAAUUUUGCGUAUAAAAUGGCGAAGGCUAAUAUAGCGCCCAUAAUAAUGGCGCCAAUACACGACAACGAUGAGGAUGACAAGACACAAAGGAGAAAAUAUCAUGAUUAUCGAUGUGAUUCCAUGAAUUCGACCAGCACAGGAGAAACUGAUGAAUUGUCUCAUAGAAAUUCCGGUGUGAGACAUAAGAAGACAGAUUGUGAUAACAUACCAAUUUGGACUGAAUCCAACACCGACCGACAUGAAGACACUAUUACACCAGAGAUAGCUUACUGUAAGGACUCUCAGUGUUGCAUCAAGAAGAGAGAGGCUAGCAAACUUGACGCGGCACAUAACGAAUGUGUUCGAAUUCAGCGCAAACAAUUCAAGGCGAGUGGAGCAGAUGAAUGUUGCAGCACUUGCUCACAUUGUUCGGAUUGUUCCUGCCAGAAUGCAGAUGCCACUAGCUGCAGCAGUUUCGAUGAGUUGGAAGCAGACGACAAUGAUGAGGAACGACGGAUGGCACCUCACGAACUAGUGGUGUCGGCAGAAUGUCAUCGCUGUAAUUUCCGUCAAACAUCCACAACGUCUACUGGCGAUGAAGCGGAAGAGGAGGACGGUGGUAAAUAUGAAAAAGUGACCGCUAAAAUGGUCAAACAUUCGCAACGAUCCAUACCGGAUAACAAUGGUACGGAUAGUUCUGCGCAUACGAGUAGAAGGAGCAGUGCGAGUUAUUGCUCCUGUCAUUCGAGCACUUGUUAUUGUUGUGAAUGUAAAUGUGCGGAUGUUGUUGAGGACGACUGCGACUCAACGACUGGUCAGAUGCUUACAGCGCGGGACAACCCCUGUACAGCUUUAACAUCGACUGCCGAACUUGAGCUAGAACACUCAAGUACACUAACACCGUUAACAAAUGCCUCAUCAGCUGUGUCAACGCCUGGUGCGGAAGAAGCCGAUGUGACACUACGAAGUUUGACCAACACAUUUGCCGAGGACAUUUGUUCCUCUCCGAGCCAAUCGGCAGAGUAUUUCUCACUCUCCUCCAACAAUCAGCAAAGCCAUUUUUCUCCCACAGAUACGCCCACUCAUAGACCAUUGAAGACACCUAGCGAAAUUACAGCGGAUAAAUCGGUCGAUGCCGGGGAACUUGGUAAAAAGCCAUGCAAACACUACACCAAACAUCAUCGCCAUAAAAACCCUGCUUCUGCCAUGGACUGCUACUUAUGACGAAGUGUUUCGCUGGUCGCGUGGCCAGCGAUCGACGUGAACUCGCUACUUCAGCAGACUAUAAGAAAAACGGCCGUUCUUCACGAACCUGCAACAGCGCGACUAACAGAAACACAAGUGUCGGAACAACACCAAAAGGGUACACGACAUGGGAGCAAUGAUAGUUCCACGGCCACAUUGACCCCAUCAAUUACAACAAUCAUCAAAUACCCACCUAUGAACAGUGCAGCUAGUAUUUCCACAGCUUCAGGCACAUCACAGCAGAUAUCACUGCAAUCGCUUAACGCUGUCACAACUGUCACGGCCAUUUGUGGCAGUAACGGUGCUUCUGUGGUCACUACCGCGUCGGCACCCAGUAGCGGUCGUGUGAAACGUACUUCCAAAUUUUCACCUGCUGCUACAGAAGCAUUCAACUGUGACCCUAUACUAUUUGGUCAGGAGCGACGAUCCACAGAAAUCAUCUUAUAGCCAUGUGGCAAGAAUGGGAGAUACAAACCAAGAACUAACGCCUAGAGUGCCAUACUUAUCUGAAGUUUAGUGGUAUGGGAGGAUUAUGUCUCGGCUGACUCUAUUUAAAUCUGACCAUGUUAUAAAUAUGUAUAUCAUUUAGCUUGAUGACCUUUGUCUAUUAGUUUCUUUUUCCAACCUUGCUAGUCACUAUUUUGAGAUAUUUAAUUCGGUUGAUCACUAGUUGUUAAAACACAUGUACAUAAAUAUAAUUUGAAUCCGAAUUUUUUUUAUAUUUUAAACACUAUGCCUAUGCAGAAAGAAAGAAUUGAGCUAUUACAAAUUCUAUUAUAAUUCUGUAUGGUUGAUCUAAUAGAAAAAUUAUUAUGCUUUUGCACACUUUAUCUAUACAUUAGUUUGAUAUUGGCGCGAAUAUUCAUGGAAUUGACUUAUAGAAAUAUCAAAAACCGUUUACCGUACUUUUUACAGGUAUUUAAGACUAGAAUGAGUGUAGGAAUACUGACAAAGUUUUCCUCAUUUUAUUGUGUGAAUUGGAUUGGAAACAAGAUUUUAUGGAACUAGAAAAUGAAUUUCGUUGUUUCUCGGGGGUUCACUUGUAAAUUAUUUAAAUUAAGUAACUAUGUAUUUGUAAAUUAAUGUAAAAUAUAUUAAGAAUGUAUUAAAAUAGCUCCUUUUUUUAUAAAAUUUAGUUUUAAUUUAAAAUUAAGUGUUAUACAUUCUAAUAAAAAUUUACAACUUACAUUGA